CCUGACCAGCUAUGUUUGAGCAACUGACCUGGCAACGAGGUGGGCCUGACAAACACGUCUGGCCUUCUAGAGUCUCCUCUGCUGUUUGUAUCUUCAGACCACUAUGGUGCUGCUCAGGGCCCUGGUGCUGCUUCUUGCUCUGGUUGUCUCUGACGUCCACUGCCUGCCCUGGUUCAUAAAAGUCUCCGAGAGCCAGGGACCUGGCACCAUCCUUCAGUUUUUCUCCUUCAACUGCUCUUCUCAUAUACCUACCCUAGAGUUGCUCCAUGUGCAGCCACCCACCACCUUCUUCAACCCACCCAGCCUGACUAGGUGGCAAGGGAUCUAUGUGGGUGAGGUGACCUUGAGCAGCUCGGCCCAGCUGGAUGCCCUGGUGGUGAACCACUAUGAGCUGCAGCUGCGGUUCAUAUGUGGCAACCAUGUGAUGGAGGGACCACUCUCUGUGGAUGUGCAGCAGGACCCUGGCCAUAUCCGGUGUGCUGGCCGAUUUGCCAGCCCAGGUGGGGAAAUCAUUCAGGUGCUGGAAACAGUCUCACCUGGGGCCCGCCUGUACACUCUGCUGCUCCCAGGCCUGGAACUCCAGGGUGCCCAGAUGAGCAUCACCAGUGCCCAGGACCCUCCACACUUCCCUGGACCUUUCUCUAUCAAUAGGCAGGGUUGGCUGCAGGCGCCAUCCCAGGGCCUCAAAGGCCAGGCUCAAAAGAGCUUCCAGCUUCAGGUCUCAGUGACCUUUGGACAAAACCGAAGCUGCCAUGGGAUGCUGAUGGUUAAAGUUUUGCCUGCUCCCUCCAGCCAGGUCUCCUUCCUGGAGCAAGCCCAGAAUAUCACCAUCUUGGAGAACCUGGUCCCCGGGAGUAAGGUGGCUCAGGUCCAGGCCCGGGGCUUCGAUGUGCGCUAUGAAAUCGUCUCCCCGGUGCCCUGCCCGCUCUUCUCCAUCGGUCGCGCCGACGGUGUGGUGCGGACCGCUGCUCCUCUGGAGUUGACGCCAGCGACGAAAGGAGCCGCGGUUACACGGCUGCAAGUGAAGGCCUUCGAGCGGCUCCGUCCGUGGGCCAGCGUCGAGCUCGAUCUCACGGUGAAAGUGCGGUCAGUCAACCGCUGGCCCCCGCGCUGCCUCCCAGAGCUGCUGGUGACACAAAUCCCGGAGACCAUGCCUGUGGGCACCAUGCUGAACACCUUCACUUGCACUGACCCAGAUUCUCCUGGUUCCACCUUGGACUACCAGCUGCGGUUCCACAGCCCUCCUGGCCCAGCCAGUCUCUGCCUUCGAGAAAGGGUCCUGGAGGUGAAUGCCACACUGGACUGUGACACUCCUGGGGCCUGCUUUCAGCAUGCAGCCUCCAUCCUGGUGCUUGAUGAUGGUCAGCCCCUGAUGACCACUGAGGUGCCAGUACUGGUGAUGGUGACACCUGUCAACGAGUUCUCCCCAGCCUGUGUCUCACGCACAUUUCGAGUUCGGGAGGAUGCAGGGCCCCACACUCUUCUGGGCUCUGUGGUGGGCAGCGACAUGGACUACCCGCACGACAGCAUUGAGUACCACACCUCUGGCGGAUCCGCCACCUUUGCUGUGGACCAUCUCAGCGGAGAGGUUCGCCUCCUGGGGUCUUUGGACUAUGAGCUGCAAAGGUUAUACAGGCUCACUGUCCUGCUGACUGACCACAGCCAAGACCAGGACGCCACUUGCCACCACUCAGGCUCCUGCACCAUUACCAUCGAGGUUGAGGAUGUGAAUGACCAUGCCCCAGAGUGUGAGCCCCCCUUUCAGGAACUCACCAUCCACACAUCCCUGGGCCAGAGCGUGGAGGUGACCAAGGUGUUAUGUCGGGUCCCCCAGGAGCCUCAGCGCCUGGCCUUCUCCUACAGUAUCGUGGGAGGGAAUAGUCAGAGCCGAUUCAGUCUGCAAGGAGCCAUCCUGGUGCACAAUGACCUCAUGUUGGCACCCCCUUGGCCAGAGCAGCCUCAUACUUAUGAGCUAUUGAUUCGUGUGGCCGAUGCAGGUCCCUCCAUCCCCCAUCUCAGCACCACAGCCACCGUCAUUGUGCAUCUAGUUCCGUGGAGGGCCAGCACAGUGGCCACCAGCACCCACAGAGCCACAAUGCCUUCAAUGAUGACACCCCUGCUUGUGACAGACACGGAGGCUUUCUGGCAGCCGGAGCCCUGGUUUGUGGUGAUGCUGACAAUGACCGGUGCCCUUCUCCUCUUGGCUCUGGGCUGGCUCCUCAACAGGCUCCUUCAGGGGUUGGCCCGGGUGCUACAGGCACCAAGCAUACCAGCCCAGGCUCUGCUGCUAAACAGUAUCCAAGGAGCUGAGAGGUCCAUUGAGGGGUUCAUGGAGGCGCCGAGGAUGGAGAUGCCACAGGCACCCAGCAGCAUCAUGAGCCUGCAGCACUUUGAUGGCAGAGCACAGGACUCCCGUGAGUCCCCCUCUUCCCAAACUAUUCUCCACCUGGGCCCACUUUCUCUCCUUACCCCAUCUCAGUAUCUCCUCCUGCCACCAGACAUCCACUAUCUACUCUUUCCCUGAAUGGGGUCUGUUCUCACCCCCACUCACCUUCAGCCAGUAUCUGUCAAACACCUGUGGGACCAGGAGAUGAGUCAGACCUGGUUUGGUUCCUGCCCAAGGGGGAAUCGGGUGAAGGGGGAAGCCCCCAGAUACUGCACUGUCACCAGUGAAUUAUGGCAGAGUAAUCUGGCACCGGGUUUAGGGGAUCUAGUGUCCAGUUUUGGGGAAUUAAGGAUGCUUCCUGUGCAUUGGAGCCAGACCUCAAAGGAUUUGCUGGGAAAGGGGAGAAGGGACAGAUUGGAUCAAGCAGAAGAGGGGUCACACCAAGCGUUUUGGAAUGUCUUCCCCUACCUUUAGGGGAGGGAGGCAGUUUUGCUGAGGCCAGCAACACCUUCUCUCCCUCUCUCCUGACCAUCUGAGCUCAGGUACAGGCAGAGAUUACCUGUUCAACACGCGCACGGGAGCCCGGCACUGGCUCUGAGGCUGAGAAGCUGCUUCACUAUGUGUGGAAUUUCAUCUUCACGUGAUCAUGGGCUCUGU
Messenger RNA from Equus caballus (horse), 3043 nucleotides. The record is from RefSeq and is a predicted model, not a curated record. NCBI's taxonomy places the organism in Eukaryota, Metazoa, Chordata, Mammalia, Perissodactyla, Equidae.